GUCAAAAGCUGGGGGCUUACAGCUUUCUCAGCGUGCCACUAUUAUUCAAAAUAACCCGCAGGUUGUUGAGGGUGCAGUCGACUUACAAGAUCCAGAGGAAAAUGGAGACUUACUUAAAGAACUGUCACGAUGCGCUUAAGAGUCCCUCCAGAAAUGCGUCGGGGUUGCAUGUGGUGAUGGGGAAUGAAGCUUGUGAUUUGGACUCCAUGGUCUCUGCCCUGACCUUUGCCUAUUUCCUGUCAAAGACGCUGGACGCUGGGAAGGUGGUUGUGCCCGUGCUGAACAUCCCACGGGCAGAAUUCCCACUGCGGACGGAUAACGCGUUCCUGCUGUCGGAGAGCGGACUGUCUCAGGACCUGCUCAUCUUCAGAGACGAGAUUGACCUUCAUGACCUUCACAGAUCCAAACGGCUGUCCCUCACGCUCGUGGACCACAAUGUUCUGCCCAGUGCUGACAGCGCUCUGGAAGAGACGGUGAUGGAAGUGAUUGACCAUCGUCCCCUGGAGAGGCGGGCGUCCCCCUCCUGUGCCGUUACGGUGGAGCUGGUGGGGUCGUGUGCCACGCUGGUAACGGAGCGAAUAGCUCAAAGGGCCCCUGAGCUUCUGGAUCAACAGGUGGCUCAGCUCCUACACGGUACGAUAAUUUUAGACUGUGUGAACAUGGCACCAGAGGCAGGCAAGGUCACACCUAAAGACAGCCAGUAUGCAGUCUUCCUCGAGACGCGCUUCCCAAAGCUGCCACCAAGGGGAGCCCUCUUUCAGUCUCUGCAAAAUGCCAAGUUUGACGUGUCAGGUCUCACCACCCAUCAGAUGCUGCUGAAAGACAUGAAGCCAGCAUCUGGUGGGGACCUGAAACUGGCCGUUAGUGUUAUUUAUAUGACACUGGAUGCCUUUUUACAGAGACAGAACUUACAGCAAGAGCUUUGUGACUUCUGUCAACAACACAACUACAACCUGCUGGUCGCCAUGACGAUAUCUUUCAAAGACAACAAAGAACCAUUUCGGCAACUAGCGGUGUACAGCUCCAGUUCCCUCUACAGGAAUGAGAUUUGCAGAGCCUUGGAAAAAGCCAGAAAUCCCAAUUUGAAUCUCUGUCCAUUAAGCAGCCCCUACUCUGACGUGAAGGCUUAUCACCAGGGUAACACGUUGGCCUCUCGCAAAAAGGUUUUGCCCAUCAUUAAGGAUUUCUUAAAGGACUGGGAGAGGAGAACUGCGCAGGGUGAGAAAUUCGAGGAUGUGGACGAACUGGAGGAUGACAUGGCUCAGUGUACAGCUGACGCAGAGGAUGUUGGGAUAGAGGAGGACUCCCAGGUUCCUCCUACCCCUAUGAACAGUCUGGUGGAGGGCUGCCCCCUGGACAACGGUUUACCCAAAAUCAGCGCUGAGGCGUUAGUGGAGAAAUUCAGCAAGAUAACCAACAGGGAUGACCCCGACAACGUGUCCACUGAAGGACAGUGAUUUCCUCUGCUCUGCCGAGCUCACAAUCACUGAUCUCCAACGUAUACCAAUGGCCAGGGAGUUUUGUUGCGAGGUUGAGAUGGUCGGUCUCAGUCGUUUAAGAAUCUGCAGUGCAUGUUGUAUCGUGCAAUCGUGACAAUGUAUACACCCUUCCCCGUUUGGCCAAGUAAUUCAUAACGAGGUAUGGCUGAAAGUAUGCACAUAAUAUAAGUGUUAAAAUUCCUCAAAAAAAACGAAAAGGGUUGAUGACAAGCCGGUGAAUGUGCAUACUUUAUUUGAUUUACCGCUCAUACAAAGACGUGAUUCAGAUAUUUGUGUUUUUUCUUUUUUUUCUUUCUUUUUUUUUUUACAGAUUGAAGGCACUCUUUGCAAAGGCAGUGAAUUAAAUCAAAAUGAUCAUUUUAUCAGUGAAA
This is a messenger RNA of Chanos chanos (milkfish), 1870 nucleotides long. RefSeq names its product prune exopolyphosphatase (gene prune1). The transcript is spliced from 8 exons. Gene Ontology annotation, molecular function: exopolyphosphatase activity. The record is from RefSeq and is a predicted model, not a curated record. Gene Ontology annotation, cellular component: cytoplasm. The coding region runs from base 102 to 1457 and encodes 451 amino acids. Lineage: Eukaryota; Metazoa; Chordata; Actinopteri; Gonorynchiformes; Chanidae.